AUGUCGAAGCACAGUUUCGAAGAAGACCUUAAGCCAAAGUCGGUGUUCGUGGAAGAUGCAGAGGCGGCCCAAGCGGAUCUGGGCAGCUAUAGUCGCAAUGUCAAUGCAAGGUACGACCAAGUGACUUUAAUUGCGGAAGAAUAUGUCCGAGCUAACGAAAAAUUGACUGGCAGGAUCUCCAAUCCUCUUGCUGGUAUUGCCAAAGUUGAUCUCUACGAUCGCGUGCUCCGCUUCUGCCAGGAAUUUGGAUUCGAAGACCAUAUCGAAACGUUUCAGAAAGGGGCGCUUGUAGCACAGAACCCAAACACCUUUGAAGACUUAUCUGAAUUGACCGAGGAGGACAAAUAUCAUUUGAGGCGAGAGUAUACCCACAAAUGGCACUUACCAAAGGCCCUGUAUUUCAGUAUUGGCUUGUGCUCUCUUGGAUCAGCGAUCCAGGGAUGGGAUAACACUGGCGCCAAUGGCGCCAAUCUUUCUUUCCCACAAGAAUUUGGCAUUGAAGACAAUGCGUGGUUGGUUGGGGUCAUCAAUUCUGGUGCGUGGGCAUCAGACCCUCUGAAUAAUUGGCUGGGUCGUCGGGGCACUAUAUUCGUGACCGGCUUGUUCUGCGUUUUCCCCGUUCUUGCGCAAGGCUUUACCCAAAACUGGUGGGGCCUCAUGCUGUGCCGUCUAUUCAUGGGACUCGGUAUGGGUGUUAAGAUAUCAACUAUUCCGGUCUUUAGUGCCGAGGUUAGUCCGGCCUCUAUUCGAGGUGGCCUGGUCACAAGUUUCCAGCUCUGGGUGGCAUUUGGAAUUCUAGUUGGGUUCUGCUCUAAUUUAGUAUUCUACCGCAUUGGAGCACUGGCUUGGCGCUUCCAACUGUCUGCUGCCUUUGCCCCGGCUAUACCAGUGCUGAUAUUUGUGUGGUUUUGCCCCGAGUCGCCAAGAUGGCUUAUGAAGAAGUAUCGCUAUAAGGAUGCCUUCAUGUCUUUCUGUCGCUUGCGUAACACGGAACUGAUUGCCGCUAGAGAGCUGUACUACGCACAUUGUCAGGUAGUCACCGAGCGCGACGCAUUCUCGGGCGAAUCUCUUGCCCAUCGAGUUUGGGAGCUAUUCACCGUACCCCGCCUCCGUCGAGCUAUGAUCUCGAGUGCAAUCGUCGUCACAUCACAACAGUUUUCCGGUAUCAAUAUUAUGAGCUUUUACUCAUCCACUAUCUUCUCGGAGGCUGGAUAUUCAACGCGAGAUUGUCUACUUGCCUCUCUUGGCUUCGGUUUGGUCACAUUUGUCUUUGCCCUACCAGCUGUCUUUACCAUGGACACUUUUGGUCGACGCAACCUUCUCUUGUUUACGUUCCCAAAUAUGGCUUGGUGUCUCCUGGCGGCAGGCUGUUGCUUCUUGCUUCCCACGGGGUCUGAAGCCCGAGUGCCUCUGAUUGCCUUCUUUGUCUACCUGUUUUCAGCAUUUUACGGACCAGGAAUCGGACCUAUUGCCUCGAUCUAUUUCAGCGAGGCUUUCCCGCUAUCCCACCGUGAACUGGGGGCCGCCUUCACGAUUUGCGUCAAUAACUCGAUAGGGAGUGCUCUCAGCCUUACAUUCCCAUCAUUGUUAAAGAAGACAACGCCCACUGGUGCUUUCGGAUUCUAUGCGGGAUUAAACAUUCUCGCUUUUCUGAUCAUCUUCCUCGUGGUUCCGGAAACAAAACAACGUACGCUUGAAGAGCUCGACUAUACCUUUGGUGUUCCGAUAAGCAGACAUGCGCGGUAUCAGACUCGUACUUGGUUGCCAUGUUUGACUUCUAAAACACCAAUUUUGUUCCUGCAUGGUUUUGGGUCCUGUAAAGAAGACCUGGCAGAUGUACAUAUCCACCCGUAUCUGAAACAGUAUGGGUAUAUCGCCUACGAUGCGCCAGGGUGCGGUCAUACCAAGAGCGAUACGCUCUCCGCCACGGAUAUACCUUUCCUUGUCGCUACUGCAGAAGCAUUCCUGGAACACUUCAAACUCACUCGCUUUCACUUGAUGGGCCACUCUAUGGGUGGGCUCACAGCGCUCUACCUGGCGCACCGCAACCCCGACCGGGUGCUGAGCUUUGUGGAUAUCAAGGGCAAUUUGGCUCCGGAAGACUGCUUCCUCAGCAGACAGAUCUUCACAUUCAAAUCAGAUGAUCCCGAGGACUUCUUUAAUGCAUUUAUCGACCGGACCCGAACCAGUGGGUCUUUCGGAAGUGCCCUGUAUGCGAGCACUCUUCGGGCGCGAGUUCGCGUCGAAGCAGUGCGACCAAUUUUCGAAUCGAUGGUACAGUUAUCCGACGAGGCAGAUCUGCUGGGAAUGUUCAUGGGGUUGCCCUUCCCGCGAAUGUUCAUGUUCGGAUGGGAGAUGAGAGGGUUGUCGUAUCUCGAAGAGCUAAAGAAGGGGGGUGUGGAAUUGGCGCAGAUCGAAGAGUGUGGACAUUUUCCCAUGUACUCCAGCCCGCUGGAGAUGUAUCGUCAGAUGUCGAUAUUUCUAGAUAUGAUUGGGCGCAAUUAG
Molecule: messenger RNA, 2505 nt
Organism: Penicillium waksmanii
Lineage: Eukaryota; Fungi; Ascomycota; Eurotiomycetes; Eurotiales; Aspergillaceae
Exons: 13
Coding region: 1-2505 (834 amino acids)
Biological process (GO): transmembrane transport
Cellular component (GO): membrane
Molecular function (GO): myo-inositol:proton symporter activity
Source: RefSeq, a predicted model, not a curated record